AACUCAAGACCCAUUGGCCAUUGUCCCUUUUUUCCCAUAACUUUGUAUCACUAUUUUUUAUACUAUACAUAUAUACGUACUAAUAUAUAUAGGUAUAUGGAGUUGACGGACGGCGUCAUACUUUUGCUAGCCGCCGUGUUCAUAUGCCUGUGGUGGCGUUACUGGUCCGUCACCGGCGGCGGUCGGAAGAACCUGCCCCCGGGCCCACCCGGCUGGCCGCUGGUCGGGAAUCUGUUCCAGGUUGUUCUCCAACGCCGACCCUUCAUCUACGUAGUACGUGAUUUACGUAAACAGUACGGUCCCAUUUUUACCAUGCAAAUGGGACAAAGAACUCUUAUUAUCAUCACCAGCUCCGAGCUCAUCCAUGAAGCCCUAGUCCAGCAAGGCCCUGUCUUCGCCAGCCGCCCGGCGGAUUCCCCCAUCCGGCUCAUCUUCAGCAUGGGGAAAUGCGCCAUCAACUCCGCCGCGUACGGCCCGCUGUGGCGGGCCCUCCGCCGGAACUUCGUGACGGAGCUCAUAAACCCUACAAGAAUCAAGCAGUGCAGCUGGAUACGUAAGUGGGCCAUGGAGAAUCACAUGGAGAGGCUGAGGAGUGAAGCUUCUAGAAACGGGUUCGUCGAGGUUAUGGCCAACUGCCGGCUCAGCAUUUGUAGCAUCCUUAUAUGUCUCUGUUUUGGAGCGAAAAUCUCGGAGGAAAGGAUCAAGAAGAUAGAGAAUAUUCUCAAAGACGUGAUGCUCGUCACGGCGCCGCAGUUGCCGGACUUCUUGCCGAUGCUGACACCGCUGUUCCGGCGUCAGGUGAAGCGGGCGAAGGAGCUGAGGAAGACUCAGCUCGAGUGCUUGAUUCCUUUGGUGAGAGCAAGGAGGGAGUUUGUGGAGAAAGGGCCGGAUUGUAAUAACCCGGAAAUGGUGAGCCCGGUCGGGGCAGCUUAUAUAGACUCCUUGUUCCGGCUCGAACCGUCGGGCCGGAAACUCGGAGAGGAGGAAAUAGUGACGCUCGUCUCGGAAACGAUCAGUGCCGGGACCGACACGAGCGCCACCGCGUUAGAAUGGGCUUUGCUUCAUCUUGUAAUGGACCAAACCAUCCAAGAAAAGCUUUACCGAGAAAUCGUUGACUUGGUCGGGGAAACCGGGGUUAUCACAGAGGAAGACGUGGAAAAAAUGCCCUAUCUCACCGCCAUCGUCAAAGAGACUUUCCGGCGACACCCUCCGAGCCACUUCGUCCUAUCACACGCCGCCACGAAGGACACUCAGCUCGGAGGCUACACGGUCCCUUCCGACGCUUACGUGGAAUUCUACACCGCAUGGUUGACGGAGGACCCGAGUGUGUGGAAAGAUCCGGGCGAGUUCCGGCCGGAGAGGUUCUUGGACGGCGACGGCGUCGACGUGGACAUCACCGGAAUGAGGGGGGUGAAGAUGUUGCCUUUUGGGGCGGGUAGGCGGAUCUGUCCGGCGUGGUCGUUGGGUACGUUGCACGUUAACAUGAUGCUGGCUAAGAUGGUCCAAGCAUUCAAAUGGGUCCCGGUCCCGGGUAGCCCGCCCGACCCGACAGAGACAUUUGCUUUCACCGUUGUGAUGAAGAAUCCGUUGAAAGCAGUUAUUCUCCCUAGAGCAAGAAUUUGAUUUAAUGAUUUAAAUAAAAUAUAUACAUAUAUAUAUAUAUAUAGUCCGAUCGUAUUCAAGAAGCUAGCAUUAUAUAUUGAAUUCAAUGGCAAAGUGAUGUAAUAUUUAUGUAACAGAAAUGGUAAUGAAACAUUUUUGUCAUGCUUCAUUCAAUUGUUUUGUUUCCAUUACAUGUGGG
Molecule: messenger RNA, 1801 nt
Organism: Cuscuta europaea
Lineage: Eukaryota; Viridiplantae; Streptophyta; Magnoliopsida; Solanales; Convolvulaceae
Source: the annotation of a GenBank genome assembly